CGUUGCCAAUUCCGGGAGCCAUCCUGCUCUGCUGUUUUUCCCCUGCGACCGCCGACCAGCUGCUGUUCCUUUACGCUACACCAGCUACUGCUUCAGUUCCUGCUCCGCCCCGACCAGCUACUGCUCCGGUCUCCCGUCCUACCGCGACCAGCUCCAGCUGCUGCUUCCUGCUCCACCUCGACCAGCUGCUGCUGCUCCAGAGAGAAUAAACAAAUCGGCUCUGGGUAUUUCUCUAACUCCUCUCAGCACUCAAGUUUCGGCUUUGAAGAAGAUUCAAGUGUGUUUUACGUAGAGCAUUUGAAAUCGAAAGUGGUCGAGAUGGAGCUCACGAUAACUCGGCCUGAUGACUGGCACCUUCACCUCCGUGACGGGGACCUUCUUGCAGCUGUUGCCCCUCACAGUGCGGCUCAUUUUGGGAGGGCUAUAGUGAUGCCGAAUCUGAGACCUCCAAUCACCACCACUGCUGCUGCUGUUUCUUACCGUGAAUCGAUCAUGAAAGCACUUCCCACCAACACCAACUUUGAACCCCUCAUGACACUGUACCUGACCGACUCCACGAAACCUGACGAGAUCAAACUUGCAAGAAAAAGUGGUGCUGUUUUUGCUGUGAAGCUGUAUCCUGCCGGUGCCACUACUAAUUCCCAAGACGGUGUUACGGAUCUUUUUGGAAGAUGCCUUCCUGUGCUUGAGGAAAUGGCUGAACAGAGCAUGCCCUUGCUGGUCCAUGGGGAGGUUACAGAUUCUAACGUGGAUGUGUUUGACCGAGAGAAGGUCUUUAUCGAAACUGUUUUACAGCCUUUGGUCCAAAGGCUUCCGCAAUUAAAGAUUGUUAUGGAGCACAUCACUACUGCAGAUGCUGUGAAGUUUGUUGAGUCUUGCACAGAAGGAUCGGUAGCAGCUACAGUUACUCCACAACAUCUUCUUCUUAAUAGGAAUUCUCUCUUUCAAGGGGGGUUGCAGCCUCAUAACUACUGCCUUCCAGUACUUAAAAGAGAGAUUCACAGACAGGCCAUCGUAUCAGCGGUGACUAGUGGGAGUAAAAGAUUUUUCCUGGGAACUGAUAGUGCUCCUCAUGAAAGAAGAAGAAAGGAGUGUCCCUGUGGAUGUGCUGGCAUCUACAGUUCACCAGUUGCUUUGUCGCUCUAUGCUAAAGUUUUUGAAGAGGCUGGGGCACUUGACAAGCUGGAGACAUUUACUAGUUUCAAUGGACCAGACUUUUAUGGGCUUCCCAGGAGCAAGUCAAAAAUUACGUUGAGGAAGCGCCCGUGGGUGGUGCCUGAAUCAUUCACAUUUUCUUUUGGAGAGAUUGUUCCAAUGUUUGCUGGCAAGACUCUUGAAUGGGAACCUGUUACGAGCUAAAGCACUGUUCUAGCAGAUCAUCUGGGUACGUCUUAGAUCAGAUUCUGUUGCAAUACCAUCAUCUUAGAACCUGACCCUACUAAAUUUGCAAGUCCCCACAUAUUGCAAUUACUUUUAUCUGAAAAAUGAUCCAAAAUGGUUUCACAUCACCUGUUCCACUGCAUUUAUGAGUACGCACCCUGUAACCUACUAGAUUAUCAGUUUUGUUUCCCCGAAAAAAAGAAACCAAAUAAGGUUGUCAAAUGACUUUCUUUCGGUUCAAUUUCUCGAAGUCAAUGUAAAAAUAAAACCUGUGCCAAAUUGAGGAUGGCUACUCACAUAUUGGUCUUUGUGUGGAAGGAUAUACUUCUGUUACUAUGUACACAUUUUUGGACCUCUUUAUCUAAUGAUGAUGUUGACGUUCAUUUCCUAUA
Molecule: messenger RNA, 1772 nt
Organism: Punica granatum (pomegranate)
Lineage: Eukaryota; Viridiplantae; Streptophyta; Magnoliopsida; Myrtales; Lythraceae
Source: RefSeq, a predicted model, not a curated record